Messenger RNA from Labeo rohita (rohu), 2249 nucleotides. RefSeq names its product solute carrier family 14 member 2 (gene slc14a2). The record is from RefSeq and is a predicted model, not a curated record. Gene Ontology annotation, cellular component: membrane. Bases 460 to 1923 code for a protein of 487 amino acids. NCBI's taxonomy places the organism in Eukaryota, Metazoa, Chordata, Actinopteri, Cypriniformes, Cyprinidae. The transcript is spliced from 11 exons. Gene Ontology annotation, biological process: urea transmembrane transport. Gene Ontology annotation, molecular function: urea transmembrane transporter activity.
AAAGGUUUAAUAAAGAUUUUUUGAAGAGGUAUAAGCCUGGUAUAUGACUGUGUGCGGAUCUUGAUUGUUUGAUUGCUCCAUGUUUUUUCUGGAUCUACGCACCGGACCAACUUGGACAUUUGGCGUUGCUCCUUUUCUGUGACUUUGACCUGCUAGACUUCCCAUCUGAGAUCAUGGCAAAAAUAGAAAGUCCUAUCACAUGCUGGCUAAGAGUGCUACGCUAACAGUUUGAUCUGUCACAACAUGACUGUAGGGAAAUCAGUGACAGAAACCUGCUCAAGCAACUCCGAAAGGACCGAAGUGUAUGUCAAAGGAAUGCAGAGGGAAUGAGAGGAAGCUUUAUCACUCUUUUGCAUCAGCGCGACUUGAAUAGAGGAGGAGCAAUGCAUGCAGCCCAACACUAUAAAACCAUCAGAGCUGCGACUUUAUGGAUUUUUGCGCCUAUAAUUGGCCUCAUAUAUGCCUGGAACACAACUCACUAAGGGUGGCCCACUGAAUGUCCCACAUCUUUGCAGAACUUCGACUUCACAGUAUCCCAGCGCUCAAAACACAAAGGAGCUGCAACCACUCAUGGCAAAUCCAGUCUGUGAAACUACAGCACAGAAGAAACAGCAGCCGCAGGGACCCGAGAGGCCAAAUUCACGUCAGAGGUUUAAAGAAAAGCUUAUGCAAUGGGUCUCAUACAUCGCUGGAGACAUGGCAGUGUUCGGAGAAUGGAUGAAAGGGCAGUUUAUCCUGCUUCAGAUUCUGGACUGGGUGCUACGGGGAGCUGCUCAGGUGAUGUUUGUGAACAAUCCUCUCAGUGGACUGAUCAUCUUUGCUGGAUUGAUUCUGCAGAACCGAUGGUGGGCGCUCAAUGGUUUUGUUGGCACUUUGUUUGCAACAGUUUCUGCCCUCAUCCUUGGUCAGAACAGAGGUGCGAUCGCAAAUGGCCUGUACGGAUAUAACGGCAUCUUGGUUGGUCUUCUGAUGGCGGUUUUCUCGAAUGCAGGAGAUUGGUAUUGGUGGCUGCUGCUUCCCAACAUUUUCAUGUCAAUGGCAUGUCCCAUAGUGUCCAGUGCCUUGGCUUCCAUCAACAGUCGGUGGGACCUGCCUGUUUUCACCCUCCCGUUUAACAUACUAGUGUGUCUCCAUAUGGUGGCCACAGGCCACUACAAUCACCACUUUCCUCAGGUUCUCUUCCAGCCACGCAAAUCCAUGCAUAACCUGACAUGGUCUGAGCUGGAGUAUUCUAAGCUCUUCUGCUCAAUUCCUGUGGGUAUUGGGCAGGUAUAUGGGUGUGACAAUCCUUGGACAGGAGGGAUAUUCAUGGUCGCAUUGUUCAUCUCCUCACCCAUAACAUUUGCACAUGCAACUAUUGGAUCAGCAGUUGGUAUGGUGUCAGGUCUUGCUCUUGCUGCGCCGUUCCAGAACAUCUACUUCGGCCUGUGGGGUUAUAACUGUGUUUUGGCCUGCAUUGCUAUUGGUGGGAUGUUCUACGCUCUCACAUGGCAGACACAUCUUCUGGCUGUGGCCUGUGCAUUCUUCUGUGCCUAUCUCGGCUCGGCAAUCGCAAAUGUCAUGUCUACCUUUGGACUCCCAGCAUGCACCUGGCCAUUCUGUCUCUCCGCCCUCACUUUUCUUUUGAUCACAACGGAGAUAAAAAACAUUCAUAAACUGCCUCUCGCUAAAGUCACCUAUCCUGAGAAAAACCUGAUAUACUUCUGGAAGAUGAAGAAAGUGGAGAGGAUUGACAAACAAAGGAAAAAUCAAGAGAAAGAUGUAGAAUCACAGCAGAAGAAAGAGGAAAUAAUGGCUGCAAUGGAAACAAAAGAACACAAGCGUCUUGAUGUUUGCAGUGUGGACGUUCCACAAGAGGAAACCACACAAAAUGGUCAAGAUAGGAAUCCGGAGGCAAUUGAACUUAAUUUAACUCAAUUAUAAAUUUCCCUUAAAUGGUUCACAUGAUGUUUAUUUGCUGAAGGAAAACACAACACAAAAAUAGCUGUGGAAAAUUGUUCUGUAAUGCACUAAACAUCAUUUAGCAUUUUUUGACUAUAUUUAUUUAAAAAAAUAAUAUAUAACUAUAUCUAUUCUGUAGAAAUAGAAACAAUAGGAAUGCACAUGGAUUUUGUUUCAAUAUACAGCUGUCGUCACUUCUUAAUAGCAUGUCACGUUUAAAGUAUGUGAGCCACAAGCACUUUUAGCUUCCAGGCAGGAAGGCAGAUACAUGUCAAAUUAAAACGUCAAAUAGUUUUGUUGUUGUUUUC